AUGCCCUGCCUCCGCUUCCUCGUCCUCGUCAUCAUGACAACCCUCACAGCAGCCGCUCCUUCAAACGACGAAGUCAACAAACCCGACGACCAAUGGCUCCUCAGCGACACGACCACGUCCGCCCCAAUGACCACCGACUACCGCACCAUGCCGCCGGGGACGUACACGGAGACCAGGACGGACGGGUCGGUGCUGGUCAUAAUUGUGACGAUGCCAGCGCAGACGGAGACUUCGCUGCCUCCCAUGCCGACGUGCGAUAUUGCGUGCGAUUGCUCGAGGAUCGAGGACAAGGAAAGCGACGAGUUUUAUCAGUGCGUUACAAACCCAAACUGCAGGUUUUGUCAACCUUGA
Molecule: messenger RNA, 351 nt
Organism: Ilyonectria robusta
Lineage: Eukaryota; Fungi; Ascomycota; Sordariomycetes; Hypocreales; Nectriaceae
Exons: 2
Coding region: 1-351 (116 amino acids)
Source: RefSeq, a predicted model, not a curated record